Molecule: messenger RNA, 3793 nt
Organism: Anneissia japonica
Lineage: Eukaryota; Metazoa; Echinodermata; Crinoidea; Comatulida; Comatulidae
Product: microphthalmia-associated transcription factor-like
Exons: 8
Coding region: 154-1527 (457 amino acids)
Biological process (GO): regulation of transcription by RNA polymerase II
Cellular component (GO): nucleus
Molecular function (GO): RNA polymerase II cis-regulatory region sequence-specific DNA binding; protein dimerization activity; DNA-binding transcription factor activity, RNA polymerase II-specific
Source: RefSeq, a predicted model, not a curated record
AAGCUACAGUGCUAAACAGCAUGAUACAUCCAGGGCUUUGAGCUAUCACACAUCGGGACUUACGUGUUCCUUGACUCAGAAAUUUUGGCCUACAUUGCUGGAAAGAAAGUAAUAUUAAAGUAUUAUUUUCGCCAAGAAAGACAACAAAAUCAAAUGACAGAGUCGGGGAUUGACCUUGGAUUUGACGAGUCUGAUUUCUCGUUCGAUGAAUGUCUGUUUUCAGACUUAAAACUAGACGAAUUGCAGGUGAAAGAAUUUGAUUUCCACCAACUGAAGAGCAGAUCGGUGGAAAAAGACAGUCCUCUUCGAAGACCUCAGAACCUAACCAGUCAGAUGACCUCGCGCGCCAACUUCAAACAACAGUUGAUGCGCCAGCAGGUGGAGCAACAGGAGCAAUUGGAACAGCAACAAAAGGCAAAUUUUGCGGGUCCUUCGUUUCCUCAGACGAGACCUAUUGAGUUACAGCAACAGCCACAGUUGGCCACUAUCCCUGAAGUUCCAAAAGACGUCCUUGUGGUGAAAACAAAGCUACAGCAUCCAACACGUUAUCACGUACAGGCGAGACAGAAGCAACAGGUAAACGAGUACCUAUCGAAGUCGACAUUGUCACCAGGAUAUCUGCAACAAUUGUCUCCAAACCGCAAUGGCUCACAGUCCAGUAUGCCGAACAGUCCUAUGUCAGGCACAGAAGUAGACAUUGACGAACUCUUUUCUCUUCAGUCGAACAGCAUAGAUUUUGGGUUCCUAGACACAGACCCACUGUUUCCUAACACAAUGCCUGUUUCAAACACGUACCUCGAUCAACUUGGGCCAAAUUCUGUGUCGGUUGCUCCUGCAGCUAUUCCAAAGACAUCGUCUUCAUGUCCUGCUGACUUGGAUAAACUGAAUCCAGAGCAGCUAGUAUUUACCGAUGAACAUACAAGAGUGGCAUACAUGAAGGAACGACAAAAGAAAGACAACCAUAACAUGAUCGAAAGACGACGACGCUUCAACAUCAAUGAUCGAAUUAAAGAGUUAGGAACUUUGAUACCAAAACAUGCUGACCCAGAUCAACGUCAAAACAAAGGCACCAUUCUGAGGUCGUCGGUAGAUUACAUCAAAAGAUUACAACGGGAACAAGCAAAAUACAAAGAAGCAGCUGAGAAACAAAGACAGCUUCAAGCCAUGAAUAGGCGGAUGAUGCUUAGAAUACAGGAGCUUGAAAUGCGCUGUCAACAACAGAGUAUCCCAACAAAAGCCUUUAGCGAGGAAACAAAAACAGAGAACAUUGCAACAGAUUUCCUGAAGCUUCAAGAAGAUCCAAUGAUGGACUUGAAAAUUAAGACCGAGCCAGUCACAGAACUUGAUAUGUUAUCAUUAAGCAAUAACUUACCGCUACCCGAGAUGCCGUCAUUCAUGUCGUUUGACAUGAACCCAUCCUCAAUGGUUGUUGAGAACAUGGACGAACCUUCACCAAUAUUGGCAGAUCCAUUGUUAUCUGCAUCAAGUAGUCGAAAGAGUAGUUUAACAAGUAUGGAUGACCUCUAACUGUUGACCUCUAACUGUUGACCUCUACCUGUCGUUAAAUUUUUAUUUUUAUUUACAGACCAGUAAAUAUAUCAUUUCUGGUUGAUUAUGAUUAUUGUUGUUAAAUAUUUCUUGAAAAACACAGGUUUUGAUUGAGUAAUUGGUAAUCAGCUUUGGAUAUUAUGCAGAUUCUAGUGUUUUCAACAGUCUGCAUAAAAACUGCACGUUUUUCAUGCGCUAUGCUUUGAGCACAAGUUAAAUCUUUAUUUCUGUGAAGCUCUAUCUAUACUAUAACAUUGUAUGUGAUAAAUACAUGUGAUUUUCCCAUCUGGGUAUGAUAUGGAAUCAUUUUGCCUAAAUAUUGAUGUAAUAUGACAUCAUCACACCCAUUAUGAGUAUGGUAAUUAUCAUGCAUAAAUAUGGAUGUAAUAAGACAUCAGCAUGCCCAUAUACAGACAAUUCACAUAAGCCUUUCACAUUAAACUUGGUAGAGUGGAUAGCGCUUCAAAGUUGUUCUCAGUUUUCAAUAGCAAGAGUUUACUUUUAUUUUGUAUAAAAUUCUAAAGUUGCUGAGAGUUUUUGAGAUGAUAUUGAAAUUAUAUAUUUUCAAAAUAUGUAUGUUUAGGAUUAUGUCAAGCACAAAUAUGAACUGAAAGUAUAUUAACAGUAGAAGGAAGUGCUGUGAACAGUAAUGUUCUUUGUGUUCUUACAAUGACUUGCUUGUUGAUGUGUUUAUAUGUUUUGCUUUUCAAAAUAAUGAAAUAGAAUAUAGCUUCAAAUAUAUGGAAUUUUACCAGUAGGAUUAGCUAGUCUAAACAUGUCUAUAACUUGAAGUAUUUGUAUUAAAAAUGGUUAAAACUAUAGCUUGCCAGAGUAAGUUUUUUUUUCAUGAUUUUUCCCAAUUUAUUUAGCAUUUGUGUCCCUUUAAAGGGGUGGGGGAGGGGGAGUGCCUUAUGUGUACAUAUGAGUAGAGGCCAAGCCAGUAGACUGGGGGUUCUGAAAUCAGUUUUUUUAGACAUUCCACCUAUUUUAAGGUAUUUUUAUUGGCUCAAUUUUACAACUAUUUGAUUGUAAUAUUAUUCUUUAUUGAAGAAUAUGCAACUGGUGAUUGAGGGUGGAUUGAGGUAGGGUACUAUUAGUUGUUGUGUUUGUGCUAAAUCAAAUGUUCUUACUUAUUCAUAUUAUGCAACAAAUAUUUUGAGCAAAAUCCCUGUUGAAUUUGUUUAAAAGAUUUUAAUGGGGAUUUUGAGCACAAUUUAUUGCUAAAAAUAAUAUAAACUACAUAAAAACAUUCAAUAUAUAUACUCCUCAUGAAAUGAUAUAGUUUCUGCCAGAAUUCUUAAUUUUGUACUGAUGUCAAAGUUGAAUGAAAUGUAUAGAUUUGAACCCUGACCUGUAUUUAAAUGUCAACAUUCUUUCUUUAAACAUGAAAUGUGAAUUGAUGUGUUUCUUGCGGGACACUCACUGCACCCAACUAUGGAGAAUGCAGCGCCACAACGCACCGGCAACGCAUCAUUUUAGUGACGAUCCGUUCAAAAGGCCUUCGACAAUCAGCAGAUGGCUUUGCAUCGUCUUGCACUAGCAGGAAGCAGGGUUGGAUUCAUCAUACGGUGCAUGCAGUGAGUGUCCGGCCUAAAAAUGUUUUAAAACAGUGAUUGCUAAUUUUAUUAUAUAAGUUGAAAAAUAAGUGUAUAGCUUAAAAAAAUUUGCUGUGAUUCUUUCUGCUAAACAUUUAGAUACUAUAUUUAAAUUUGGCAAUGUAGAAAAAUGUUUACAAAUGAUGGAUUUUAUUAUUAACUGAAAUUUUAAUAAAUUAUAUUAUUAUAGAUUAUAUAUUCAAAGAUGGAUACAUAUUAGCAAAGGGCUAGAUUUUCCCAGUUUCUUAUUUGUAACCAGAAAAGACUGAAACCAGGAUGCCUGAACAAUGAGUUGAAUACAGUGUAUUUCAGAAAAAGGAUUUAAAAACAGAAGUGUAGCACAACAGGUUGUUACCUUAUACUAAAUUGUAUUUUGAGAAAAAUUGUAAAUAUUUGUACAUAUAUUGAAAUAUGGGUAACCAGAUUUUCCUUGAUGGAAUCGUUGAGUAGAGUGCUAAAACUCACACAGUUAUAUAAAUAUUACAUUUCAAGAAACCAUUUUCAUGAAGCAACUUGAAACAAUUUUGUACAGAUGCCCACAAAUUAGUGGUUUAAAAUCGGAUUUUUUUUUUACAAAAUGCUCCAAUUCUAUGAGAGAAAAGGUAGCAUAAAUACAUAAUUAUGAAUAAACGAAAAUAUGAAAAGAAAAA